Molecule: messenger RNA, 1949 nt
Organism: Naegleria gruberi
Lineage: Eukaryota; Heterolobosea; Eutetramitea; Acrasida; Naegleriidae
Exons: 2
Coding region: 209-1915 (568 amino acids)
Biological process (GO): regulation of DNA-templated transcription
Cellular component (GO): nucleus
Molecular function (GO): zinc ion binding; DNA-binding transcription factor activity, RNA polymerase II-specific
Source: RefSeq, a predicted model, not a curated record
AAUUACGGUCACUCCCCGGAGAAGAGACUUGUGAAGAGUUUCCAUCAAGUUAUUGUUGUUAUUGCUAUCAUUCAAGGCAUCACUUUGUCCAGUAUUAUAUUAUUUAUAAGAAGUUUUCAUUUUCGAAAAAUCUCUUUUGAUAAUCAUUUUGUUAUCUUCAUCAUCCUUAAUUUAUCAACUAUCUAGUAUUGUUAUUAUCUGUUCCGAUAUGUCUACUGGUCAUAGUCCAACGAAUUCAUCAGAGAUUGAUUUGGCUGAGGCUGAUCUCCAUCCGAUUGCAUGUUUUGCUUGUAGAAAGGGACACAGAAAAUGUGAUCGUCACCUUCCAGGAUGCAAUGAAUGUAAAUUGAAAGGAAAAGAAUGUAAAUAUCCAGAACCUAUGAAGAGAGGUCCUCCUAAAAACAUGCAAGUCUCGUAUAAUAAUCAACAACCAAUUAAUCAACAAGUACAAGGAUCAUCACCAUCAUUGUCACCAAAGAAUAGACACAGUCCGUAUGGUAGUACCUCGCUCAGUCCAGAAAAUGUACCAAACCAACAACCAAUUAAUCAUCAAAUUGUUGAUUUGUACUUUGAUAUUGUUAGUAUUGGUUGUCCAGUUCUUCAAAGAACAACAAUGUUGGGUAUUUGCUCAAAGCAACCACAGGAAAAUUCACAAGCAGAGGAAGUGGCAAUGCUCUAUGCAAUUCAAGCUAACUGUUAUCAAAGACUAGGUAGAAAAGAAGAAGGAAAGGAAGCAUUUAGAAUGUCCAGAAAGUAUCUUUCCGACGUGUUUGAUUUGUUGGAUAAUUUUCAUAUUGCUGCUGCAUUCCUGCAUCUCUCACUUUACUGUUUGGGAGAAGGUGAACACAAUCAAUCUAAAUAUUAUUUGAAUAGUGUUCAAUUUUUCAUUAAUCAAAAUAAGGAACGUUUGAGAGAUAAUGAUUCAUUUGUGAAUUUGUCUAAGCUUGUACUAUAUGUUCAAUUGUUACUUGAGGAAGAAGAAGCAUUAACAGCCUUGGAUAUAGAAAUUCAAAAGGAAUCUCAAGGUCUCCAACAAAAUCUAGUAAUUACUGAGAGAUAUACAUUGCAAGUGUAUCACUUUAAGAAAAUGAUUGAUCUAUUCCUAUUUGUAACACAGAAUGUAUCUGAUGGUUUGUGUGGAAAAUCGAUACCACAAGCUCCACCUGUAUCACCAAACGAUAUUGUAAAAACACACUUGGUCAUGGCAAACACUCAGGCAAUGCAAUUCAAUAGAUAUCACCUCGAAAAUUCACCUGCAGCUAAGAGCAUUACCAAGUUGAUGCAUCUUUUGAUUAUUGAUGGAUUAAGAUUGGGAAUUUUGUCAAGAUCUCCAGCUCAAUCAGAUGAGGCAAUCAUAGAAACAGCUAACAGAAUCACAGGAUAUACCACAUUAUCAUACUUUCCUUAUCUCCCUUCACAUAUUUAUAACGUAAUUAACAACGCAGCAAGAAUACAUCUUGCCCUCUACAAACAAAUUCAAAGAGGAGAAAGACCAGAUAAUGGUAUUGACUAUUACGACAUUUUAAAGAAGGAUCAGAGAGCAUUGCUUCUCCUUUCAGAAAGAUAUUCAAUGGUAGAAAAGAGAGCUAAACCAAUUUUGCAACAAUUGAGCGAGGAAAUUCUCAAGAGAGAACGACAAGUUGUACACAUGCAACACAUGUUUUCUGGCAACACAGGGCACGUAUCAGCUGCUAAUUUGCCAGCAUAUUUCCCUGAGGAUAGAGAAGCUCUUCAAAGAAUUGAACAAAUUACUUCUCAAAAUCCAUCACUAACACAACUUCCACCAUUCCCUGAAACAAUGCAAAAAGAUGAUCCAUUCGCUGCUGUAAUAGAAGACGGAUUUGAUUUUGAUAUUUUCUCUAAUGUUCCACAAACUGAAAACUUUUAUACUGACCCUCAGUUGCAACUGUUGUAAAUAAAUUCGAAUAAAUUUUAAGACAUUAACUUUC